AGCAGGUGAACCCGUGACCAAGAAAAAUUUCUCCAACGUCACCCCAUCUAGGAAAGAAACCCGUGCCGGAAUAGAAUAUCUUCACAUGACGGGAGAUUAAUUUAAGCUGAACGAGCUGAACGAUCUCCCAUUUCGUGCCCAACCGAAACGCAGUGGUUCGUAAGCUUUAGAUAAUCUGUGAUUAAUCUAACUACUAAUCACAAUUAGUAGUUGCAAUCUCAAAUCGCAGCAAGCACACAGACAGAGCGAGAGAAGCUAAAAAUGGCGAACGCAAUUCGGGUUUUUGAGUUGAACACCGGCGCCAAGAUUCCUUCCGUCGGCUUGGGCACAUAUCGCGCCGAUACUCAUGUCGUCAGCGACGUCAUCACCGCCGCAAUUAAGAUUGGGUAUCGUCAUAUUGAUUGUGCUCGGUUGUAUGGAAAUGAGAAGGAGAUUGGUGGUGCUCUGAAAAAGCUAUUUAAUGACGGUGUAGUGAAGCGUGAGGACAUAUGGAUCACCUCCAAACUCUGGUGCAGUGAUCAUGAACCAGAAGAUGUACCAAAGGCAAUUGACAAGACUUUGCAAGACUUGCAACUUGACUAUCUGGAUCUUUGUCUUGUGCACUGGCCAGUGAGCAUGAAGAAAGGGUCAGUUGGCUCUGAUCCUCACAACCUAACCCAACCUAAUAUACCCAGUACAUGGAAAGCAAUGGAGGCACUCUUUGAUUCUGGCAAGGCCAGGGCCAUUGGAGUCUGCAAUUUCUCUUCAAAGAAGCUUGGAGAUCUGUUGGAGGUGGCACGAAUACCUCCUGCAGUUAAUCAAGUGGAAUUGCACCCUCACUGGCAGCAACUAAAGCUGCACGCUUUCUGUAAAUCCAAGGGAAUUCACUUAACUGGAUUUGCACCAUUGGCAAGGAACAAGGUCCUUACAAAUCCUAUUGUGAAUUUGGUAGCAGAAAAAUUGGGCAAGACUACUGCCCAAGUGACUCUUCGGUGGGGGCUGCAAAUGGGCCACAGUCUAGUGCCUAAAAGCACAAAUCCAGAAAGGAUACGGGAAAAUUUUGAUAUUUUCGAUUGGUCUAUACCUGAAGACUUGUUUGCCAAGUUUUCUGAAAUUAAUCAGGAGAGGCUUAUUAAAGGUACUGGUUUCGUGCAUGAGACUCUAGGUGCAUACAGGACCGUGGAAGAACUAUGGGACGGCGAGUAAUGAGCAGAACCUUGAUGUUAGGAAUGUCUUCAGUAUAGUAAGUCGGGGAGGAUUAUCCUGUACGUGAAGAUAUUGCCGAAGGUCGAAAAUGUUGCAUCUGUUAGGUGUUGAAAUGGUGGAACUGUUCACUGUUGCUUGUUCAAUUUUCUUUCCGAACAUGCAUUUUUUCUCAUCUCUGUACAAUGUUACAGAAACCAACUAGUGGUGGUCCGAUUUCUC
Pyrus x bretschneideri (Chinese white pear) is the source of this 1404-nucleotide messenger RNA. Its product is annotated as NADPH-dependent aldo-keto reductase, chloroplastic. Bases 262 to 1185 code for a protein of 307 amino acids. Gene Ontology annotation, molecular function: aldose reductase (NADPH) activity. The record is from RefSeq and is a predicted model, not a curated record. Lineage: Eukaryota; Viridiplantae; Streptophyta; Magnoliopsida; Rosales; Rosaceae. The transcript has 7 exons. Gene Ontology annotation, cellular component: cytosol.